Molecule: messenger RNA, 1266 nt
Organism: Calliphora vicina (urban bluebottle blowfly)
Lineage: Eukaryota; Metazoa; Arthropoda; Insecta; Diptera; Calliphoridae
Product: piggyBac transposable element-derived protein 4-like
Exons: 2
Coding region: 1-1266 (421 amino acids)
Source: RefSeq, a predicted model, not a curated record
AUGCUUGGCAACCGCAACGACCGAUAUUUGUCUACAAGGGAAUACUGGAAUUUGAGUGAUGAAGCAAGAAACAAAUAUAUUCAAAGUAUAUUUGAGGAAGCGACUCAAGAUGAGGACCUUGAAGUGGACCCUGUGGAAGACCAAAAUGAAGAAAAUGUGUCCUAUACUGGCGAAGUUUCGGAAUCAGAGAAUGAAGAUGUGAAUGUUGACAACGCAAACGAAAUUGCAGCUGCUAUUGACGCACCACAGGAAAUUUUCUUUGAUGACGAAAGUGAAGAUGAUGAUAUGCAAGAAGAUGCACCAACAACAAACCCAGCAGACUACAUGACUGCACGUGACGGCACACAAUGGCAGCGAACACCACGUAGUUGCCAACAAGUGAGAAGCCACAAUAUAUUCAGAGACCGCUGUGGUCCAGCGCGGAUUACUGAAAAUAUGACGCCUUUGCAGUGUUUCAAAUCAUACCUCACAGUGGAAAUGGUGGAUAUAAUAGUGCGCCACACAAAUAGAAAAGCGCAUGCCACAUAUAAUGCGUACAAUGAAGCGAAUCCCAAUAGACGUCAGUUGAAGUGGAAAGACACGACAAUCAACGAAAUUUAUGCGUUCAUUGGAAUGAACUUGAUGGCUGGCACAAAUCAUUCUAAUGACGAAAACGCAAGAGAUUUGUGGACGUCACAGGCUCACCCAAUAUUCCGCGCCACCAUGGGAAUAAACAGGUUUUUCGAUUUGCUGCGUUUUAUGCGGUUUGACGACCCCAGAACACGGGUAGAGCGGCAGCAUCAAGACAAAGCGGCGCCAAUUCGCGAUAUUUGGAUAAUGAUCAAUGCAAAUCUUGCCAGAUAUUAUGUGCCAUCAGAAUAUUUGGCCAUUGAUGAACAAUUAUAUCCAUACCGUGGUAGAACCAAAUUCACACAAUAUAUACCCUCGAAGCCAGCAAAAUAUGGUAUAAAAGUAUGGUGGAUUUGCGAUGCCAAAAAAUCAUAUCCACUUCAUGGCCAAAUAUAUACUGGCAAACAAGAAACUGGUCGUGAAGUUGGUGUUGGCGAAAGAGUGGUGAGAGAUUUAGUUGGGCCAUACUACGGUAGCGGACGAAAUAUCACCAUGGAUAAUUUUUUUACGACGCUGCCGUUGGCUAGGCAACUAAAAGUAGAAAAGCUCAGCAUUGUGGGUACACUCCGCCGCAACAAAGCUUACAUCCCUGCGGAGAUGAAAGAAGACAAAAAAAAGACGUUGGUUCAAGUUUAUUUGGCUUCCACGACAACGUAA